Aspergillus aculeatinus CBS 121060 is the source of this 710-nucleotide messenger RNA. RefSeq lists its product as uncharacterized. The coding region runs from base 63 to 710 and encodes 215 amino acids. Lineage: Eukaryota; Fungi; Ascomycota; Eurotiomycetes; Eurotiales; Aspergillaceae. The transcript has 3 exons. The record is from RefSeq and is a predicted model, not a curated record.
CACAAUUAACUAACCUUCAAGUCCGUGCCUGGGCUCACACAAGCAACCGUCCGCACGCGGUCAUGUUUGCAGUGGCAGCAGAAGUCCAGACCGUCCGGCUGACCCAUCCCUGGCCCUGCGUGGACAAGGUCCCCGUGGAGGUGACCUUCAAUACCGUGAGCCCGCACCUCACCCCGCUGGCCUUUCGUCCGUCCCAGGAGCUGUGGUGGGGAGGCGACGCCUACGCUGGAGUCAAUUACCAUAAUCCGCGGGGCUUUAAUUUUCAGUUCGCCGACGAUAAGGGUUUUAUUGCGCGUCUGCAGUUCUGGGCGGCUGGAACCAAAACAUACAGCCACUUCCACAACCACAGCAACGACAUCCUCCGAGAACUGUGCAUUUGUCUCUCCUACGGCACCGAGGAAGGGGGCGUCUGGGUGCCCUGCGCACCGGACAUCAAACAGUCCGCGGCGGAGCUGGACAUGCUGCAGGCCAACCAUCCCGAAAGGUUCACGCGACUUGCCCUCAAAGAGCUGGAAGAGCAUGGCCGCGUGUGGGAGGUGGAUGCGGACGGCCAGGCGAGUCGUGGCUGGCAGAACGUCGUCGUGCAUCCGCGGCAUACCUGGCGCGGGGGAAAAGGCGAGCACAUGGAUGUGUGGAUGACGGUGGAGUUUGAUGCGAAUUUGGAUCUGGGGAAGUCGUCGACUGGUGGUGUGAGGGUUGCGAUGCGGUGA